AUGCUGGGCACAACGGUUCAGACCCAGGCUCACGAAGCCGGUGACUUCAUCAUUCGCGGCGGUAUCGCCAACGUCUCUCCCGACGCCAGCAGCUCUGCUCUGAUCCUGGACGGAUCAGCAAUCGGUCGAUCUUCAGCUGACGUUGACGAUGACACCCAGCUUGGCCUGACCUUCACCUACAUGCUGACCAACGACUGGGCAGUUGACGUGCUUGCCUCAACACCGUUCACCCACGACAUCAGCGCCUCUACAGGCGAUCUGGGCCUGGGUACCAUUGAUGCGGGUAAAACCACACACUUGCCACCCACCGUCUCCCUGCUGUACUUCCCUGCUGCAUCCGACAGCAAGUUCCAACCCUACUUUGGCGCGGGUUUGAACUACACACUGUUCUUCGACGAAGAAGUCGAUUCUCAGCUGGAGGGCGUGUUAGGUAGAGGCUCACUUGAGUUGGACCCGUCUUUCGGACUCGCCGUCCAGGCUGGCUUCGACUACAAACUGACUGAGAACAUGUACUUUAACGCCGGCAUCUGGUGGAUCGACAUCGACACCGACGCCGAGUUCGAAUUUGCAGCCAACCGCAUAACCACCGAAGUGGAAAUUGACCCCUUCGUCUACAUGAUCGGUUUAGGCUGGAAGUUCUAA
Symbiodinium necroappetens is the source of this 642-nucleotide messenger RNA. Lineage: Eukaryota; Dinophyceae; Suessiales; Symbiodiniaceae. The record is from the annotation of a GenBank genome assembly.